Astyanax mexicanus (Mexican tetra) is the source of this 1632-nucleotide messenger RNA. RefSeq names its product SLX1 homolog B, structure-specific endonuclease subunit (gene slx1b). Bases 363 to 1157 code for a protein of 264 amino acids. The transcript has 6 exons. Gene Ontology annotation, biological process: double-strand break repair via homologous recombination. Gene Ontology annotation, cellular component: Slx1-Slx4 complex. The record is from RefSeq and is a predicted model, not a curated record. NCBI's taxonomy places the organism in Eukaryota, Metazoa, Chordata, Actinopteri, Characiformes, Acestrorhamphidae. Gene Ontology annotation, molecular function: 5'-flap endonuclease activity; crossover junction DNA endonuclease activity.
CCCUCGCGGGCUCCUUCUAGCGGUUAGCAGUAAUUAUCUGAUAUGGAAGUGGACACUCUCCCAGUAAACCGGCUCUAGUAAAGAUGUGCUGAAGCCGUUUAGUUUGUUUUGAAUAUGAAGAGACUCCGCUUCGGCUCGUUUUAUAGUUUCUCACCUUUUAUUAUUUAUUAAAACAUUAUGAGCGUAUUUCAGACUAGCUUUGUGUUUUUAUUUUACCGGAGACGCAGUUAGAUAUCCUAUCUAUCCAUGUAUCUACCUAACUGACCUGCUCUCCAGCAGCAGCGCCGGAGUUCAGCUCUAAUAUGCAGCAGUGGUCUGUGGAGAGUUAGAGGAGCUCAGAGACCUCCGGAAAUCAUUUUACCAUGGUGGUGGAGGUGGAGAGCUUCUUUGGGGUGUACAUGCUCUACUGCACAAACCCGAAAUUCAAGGGUCGCAUCUACAUCGGCUUCACCGUCAACCCUGAGCGGAGAAUUGGUCAGCAUAACGCCGGGAGACACAAAGGGGGAGCGAAGAGAACCAGCGGCAGAGGACCAUGGGAGAUGGUCCUCAUCGUUCAUGGAUUUCCAUCUGAUAUUGCUGCUUUGAGGUUUGAGUGGGCAUGGCAGCACCCACACAUCUCUCGGAGACUGUCGCAUGUGACGCGCCGCUCUCGUAAGGAGUCCAGCUUGCAGUUCCACUGGCGUGUGGUCUCCAACAUGCUAAGGGUGGCACCGUGGAGCCGCCUCCCUCUUACAGUACGCUGGCUGAGGCAGGAGUACCGAAUGGACUUUGAACCUGGACUGCAGCCACCACUGCACAUCCCUUUAACCUUCGGCUGCGUCCGUGCUAAAAAGAAAAAGCAGCAGCAGGAGGACAAGGAGCUAGAGGAGAGCCGGUGGGAAAGAUGUCUGCUGUGUAGGGAUAUUGUGAAGGCUGAGGACAGGCUGUCGUGCUUCCUCCCUCUGUGUAAAAUGGUUUGUCAUCUGAUUUGCCUGGCUAAACAUUUUCUGAAGUCAGAGCCCACUCACCUGAUUCCUGUAGAGGGGGAGUGUCCAGGCUGCCAUCACUCGGUGCUGUGGGGUAAUUUGGUUCGUCACAAAAAUGGCUGUUAUGGCGAUCUAGAAGAAAUUGAUUCAUAUUUGUCUCAGAGUCACUGGGCAGAUGAGUUGCAGCUGUAACAAAAGGACAGGCCUUCAGUCACAGUAUGUGUAUGGAUAUAGUCUUCUUUUUAGACUGAAAACGUGAUGAAUUUAUGGUUUUCAGAUGCAUUCGAUUUUACAUUGAUGCUGCAAGAAGAAAUUCUGGGUUUUAUAGUAUAAUAAGAAUGAAUAAAAAUGAAUUUCAUUUUACAGUAAUUGAAUAAAGAAUGUGUAAUGUAUUUAUAUGUUUAAAGUACAGGGAAUAAUGUUCUGUAAACCUUGAUGAGUAUUAUUUAUAAUGCCUACCUGUUUUGUACUAUAAAUCAUGUGAAAAUAUUUUUUAAGCAUUAAAACAGUUAAUUUUGGCUCCAUCCACACAUAUCUGGGUAUUUUUAUUUAAAAAUGUAGGUAUUUGCCUACUAUCAAUGUGAAACUGUCAUUUGGUCACUGAAACAGAGUGAGUUUUUCAAAAAUGCUUUAAGAAAAGUGUUGAGUGUUCUCUAAAACACUUAGA